This is a messenger RNA of Fraxinus pennsylvanica, 3282 nucleotides long. NCBI's taxonomy places the organism in Eukaryota, Viridiplantae, Streptophyta, Magnoliopsida, Lamiales, Oleaceae. The record is from the annotation of a GenBank genome assembly.
AUGCCUGGUCGAAGUAGUAGACGGAUACGUUUUAGCAGACUUUAUUCGUUUUCAUGUUUUCGAUCGCCAUUUAAUGAUGAACACAACCAAAUUGGGCAGAAGAGUUUUUCGAGGAUUGUAUAUUGUAAUGAACUCGAUAAUCCAGAGCAGCUUCAACUUAGGUAUAGGAGCAAUUAUGUUUCUACAACCAAGUACAAUGCGUUUAAUUUUAUUCCCAAGUCAUUGUUUGAGCAGUUUAGAAGGGUGGCAAAUCUAUAUUUUCUUCUUGUAGCUUGUGUUUCUUUUAGUCCCCUGGCUCCCUACACAGCUACUAGUAUUCUCGCGCCUUUGCUUGUGGUGAUUGGAGCGACAAUGGCCAAGGAAGCAAUCGAAGACUGGAGGCGCAGGAAGCAGGAUAUUGAGGCCAAUAAUAGGAAGGUCGAAGUUUAUGAUGGGGAUCAUAAUUUUCAAGAAACCAGAUGGAAAAAAUUACAAGUUGGGGAUCUUGUGAAGGUAUAUAAGAAUGAAUAUUUUCCUGCUGAUCUACUGCUUCUUUCAUCAAGCUAUGGGGAUGGGAUUUGUUAUGUUGAAACUACGAAUCUAGAUGGAGAGACUAAUCUGAAGGUGAAGCAUGCUUUAGAGGUUACAGCUUCUCUGCAUGCUGAUGAUUCUUUUCAGCAAUUUAAGGCAGUUGUCAAAUGUGAGGACCCAAAUGAAGAUUUGUAUGCAUUCGUUGGAACUCUGAUCCAUGAUGGUCAGCAGCAUCCUCUGUCAGUGCAACAAAUCCUUCUGAGAGAUUCUAAACUGAGGAAUGUUGAUUAUGUCUGUGGUGUGGUUGUUUUUACUGGUCAUGACACAAAAGGUAUGCAGAAUGCUACAGAUCCUCCUUCCAAGAGGAACAAAACGACUGUGUUUUAUGACCGGAAAAGAGAAUCACUGGCUGCAUUUUUUCAUUUCUUGACUGGGCUUAUGUUGUAUGGAUAUUUGAUUCCAAUAUCACUGUAUGUAUCUAUUGAAAUUGUAAAGGUUUUACAGAGUAUUUUUAUUAAUCAAGACCAGGAUAUGUAUUAUGAGGAUACAGAUAAGCCAGCACGUGCAAGGACUUCCAAUUUGAAUGAGGAACUUGGUCAAGUUCAUACAAUCCUUUCCGAUAAAACGGGGACUCUGACAUGCAAUUCCAUGGAGUUUGUUAAAUGUACGAUAGCCGGCAUAGCUUAUGGUCGUGGCAUGACAGAAGUAGAGAGGGCACUAGCAAAGAGAAAAGGGAAGGCAGUACCUGACUCUGGAAACUCUUCCUCUAAUGUACAAGAAUCUAGUGAUGGCCACACGGACUUGGGAAAAUCAAUCAGAGGUUUCAACUUCAAAGAUGAACGCAUUAUGAAUGGUCAUUGGGUUAAUGAACCUCAUGCUAAUGUGAUACAGAAGUUCUUUAGAGCGUUAGCACUCUGCCAUACAGCCAUUCCGGAUGCCAAUCAAGAAUCUGGUGAAAUUUCCUAUGAAGCUGAAUCACCAGAUGAAGCUUCCUUCGUCAUAGCUGCAAAGGAACUUGGCUUUGAGUUCGUUAAAAGAACCCAAACUGACAUCUCUUUGCAUGAAUUUGAUCAUCAGAGUGGAAGAAAGAUUGACAGAUCAUAUAAGCUUCUUUAUGUCUUAGAGUUCAGCAGUGCUCGGAAAAGAAUGUCUGUAAUGGUAAAGAAUGCAGAAAACCAGUUGCUGCUCCUAUGCAAGGGUGCAGACAGUGUGAUGUUUGAACGGCUCUCAAGAAAUGGACGAGAUUUUGAAGCUACAACAAGGGAUCAUAUUAAACAAUAUGCUGAAGCAGGUUUACGAACUUUAGUUAUUUCUUAUCGUGAGCUCAAUGAAGAAGAAUUUAGGUCAUGGGAGGAGGAGUUUCUGAAGGCCCAGACUUCUCUAAAUGCGGAUCGAGAUGCAAUGGUUGAUGCGGUUGCUGAUAAGAUUGAAAGGAACUUAAUUCUACUAGGUGCUACGGCAGUUGAAGACAAACUACAGAAAGGGGUUCCUGAAUGCAUUGACAAGCUUGCAAAUGCUGGAAUUAAGAUUUGGGUCGUAACUGGUGACAAGAUGGAGACAGCAAUAAAUAUUGGGUAUGCUUGUAGCUUACUUAGAGACGACAUGAAGCAAAUUGUGGUUACCUUAGACUCUCCAGAAAUAAAUGACCUAGAAAAACAAGGAGACAAGGAGGCUAUUGCAAAGGCUUCGAGUGCAAGCAUAUCAAAGCAAAUAAUAGAAGGAAAUUCACAGCUCUGUUUAUCUAGAGGAAGUUCUACUUCCUUUGGUUUGAUAAUUGAUGGCAAGUCAUUAUCGUUUGCUUUCAACAAGAAUUUGAAGGAUUCAUUUUUGGGUCUUGCGAUAAAUUGUUCAUCUGUUAUAUGCUGUCGCUCCACACCUAAACAGAAAGCUCUUGUUACUAGAUUGGUAAAAAAGGGUACGGGCAAGACAACACUAGCAAUUGGUGAUGGGGCUAAUGAUGUAGGCAUGCUUCAAGAGGCUGAUAUUGGAGUUGGCAUCAGUGGUGUCGAAGGCAUGCAGGCUGUGAUGUCAAGUGAUUUCUCCAUAUCUCGGUUCCGGUUUCUUGAGCGUCUCUUGUUGGUCCAUGGCCAUUGGUGUUACAGACGAAUUUCUAUGACGAUAUGCUACUUUUUUUACAAGAACAUUGCAUUUGGGUUCACUUUAUAUUGGUUUGAGGCUCGUGCUUCAUUCUCUGGCCAACCUGCUUAUAAUGAUUGGUACAUGUCAUUCUACAACGUGCUCUUCACUUCACUUCCCGCUAUUGCUCUUGGUGUUUUUGAUCAGGACGUAUCUGCACAACUCUGUCUUAAGUAUCCCGUGUUAUAUAAUGAGGGAGUGCAGAACAUUCUCUUCAGUUGGCCGCGCAUUCUUGGCUGGAUGUUGAACGGUGUUAUUAGUUCCGUGAUCAUCUUUUUCUUUACAACAAAUGCUGUUGUGAAUCAGGCCUUCCGGAGAGAUGGUCAUGUCGUCGAUUAUGAAGUGCUCGGGGUCAUGAUGUAUACUUGUGUCGUGUGGACAGUAAACUGUCAAAUGGCGAUAUCUAUUAACUACUUCACUUGGAUCCAGCACUUCUUCAUCUGGGGAAGCAUUGCUUUCUGGUACGCAUUUCUAGUGGUGUACGGCGCUGUGUCUCCUAUAAUUUCUACAACAGCAUACCAAGUUCUUGUGGAAGCUUGCGCCCUGAGUCCUUUUUACUUGCUGGUUACACUCCUCGUCGUGGUUUCCUCUUUAUUACCAUAUCUUUCGUACAGGAUUUUCCAAAUUCAGUUUUGA